UUCCCACUGUUUUGCAUACCUACCAAUUAUUUAUCUCGAUCAAACUCGAUUCCUGAUUCUCGUCUAGUCUCUCCUUAUUACGUUUACGAAUAAAAAUAUAGUAACUACCUUAUCUUUAUUCAAUGUAUUUAUAUAUUCGGUUAUAAGGUGUUUCUGAUUGAAGCUAUAUUGUGUGAUAAUUUUGUGAUACUAGAGUAAAUUAAAGCCGUGACCAACAUAUAAGUUCCUUCCGUUUGUGACUAAUCGUGUCCUCAGAAGCCUAAUGUAGAAUAAUGACAUAUCAAAGGUUAUUUUUGAUAUAGAUACUUGUUAGAACGCCCGAAUUUUAUAUUUGUGAUGUCCGACGGCGACCCGUCCCUAGAAGAAGACAUCCCGAAACCUUUGUUGGAGCGGCCGGACGAAAAUGUGUUCACACCAAAGAUAGCUACGCCGAUAUUCGCUGGCAGCGUAAAGCUUCAUCAUAAGCUUUCAGACUCUGCUGAGACUGAGUCGUUCUUAUCAGACGCUCAACGGAAUGACCUCGCCUUCCAGCAACUGUUCCAAAAUGGAGAUGAGGAGCUUCACGAAAAGGAGAAGGAGACGGAAGAGAGGAACGCCGAUUUGCAUGCGAUGUCGGUGUUGAGCACGUAUCAGGACAAUCUCUCGCAGGACAUGAACACGGAUCGGGAUGGAAGCGAAGCAUCAACAAGAACUGCCGAGGAUUGCGGAUGUGGCGUCCAACCUACAUCAAUUGAUUCAGCCAACAAUAAUGGCAAACCUGCCAACCACUGCUCAAUAGUAAUGGGGGGUAUCCUGAACAAUCCAUCGCUGACGUUCAACGAUGGGGUGCGUUCAGUGGACUUCGUGUUGGUGUGGGAGGCGCACAAUGACGACGCCACCACCCGAGAGGCGUUCGAGCAGAGAAGGAUAUUCGAGCAGAAUCUGGAGAAUGAAGGGCUGCAACUGGAGAGAGAGGCCCCGGAGAAUCUACAUGGGUUGAACUUUAUUAAGAUCCAUGCACCAUUAGCUGUACUUAGGGAUUAUAGUGAAAUAUUGAAACUUAGGAUGCCGAUGAAGGAUUGCAGUAAAAUACGGAAAAGUGGGCGGACGAAUGCGAUACUGAGCGCUGCCUUGUAUAUGUCUAAGUUUUCAGUGUUAAAAGACGCACCAGAAAAGACAAACUCGUUCCUAGAUAGCAUAGAUGCAUGUUGGGACAGCUUCAUGUCGAAAAUCCGGGUGGAUCCCAAUUUGUUCCCUGAACGGAAACAUCGACUCACUGCCAUUUAUUCGAAGGAUAAGGAGUACUUAUUCGACACGACCUCCGACUGUUUCUGGACGCCGUCGAUACGCUCCCGCAUAGUCCAGUUCAUAUUGGACCGCAAGAAGUUCUCGGAGGCCUCCAGCGAUGACUUCGCGUUCGGUGUCGCGAGACUCAUUGCGAACAAUGUCUAUAGCGCUGCUUAUCCCUUACACGAUGGUGAUCUCAAAACCCCCGGCUCAAUGCGGCAUUUGUUGUACACGGAAUGGGCCAGCGUGUCCAAGUGUAUCAAAUAUCAACCCCUAGAUUAUGUUAAGGACUACUUUGGAGUUAAAAUCGGUCUAUAUUUCGCGUGGCUGGGUUUCUAUACGCAUAUGCUGAUCCCUGCGUCCAUUGUCGGCCUCUGCUGUGUCAUUUACUCCGCUUCUACUGUUUAUUCUAAUACUCCGAGCGAAGACGUAUGCAACUAUAACUCGAGCAUCAAGAUGUGCCCGCAGUGCGAUUACUUCUGCGAGUUCUGGGACCUGAAGGCGACGUGCCUGCAGUCGCGGAUCACGUAUCUCUUCGACAACUCCACUACCGUGUUCUUUGCUAUAUUCAUGAGCUUUUGGGCUGCGUGUUUCCUCGAGCUAUGGAAGCGGUACUCAGCGGAGAUGACGCACCGCUGGGACCUCACCGGCUUCGACGUGUACGAGGAGCACCCCAGGCCGCAGUACCUAGCGAGACUUGCUCAUGUCAAACGGACACAGUUGAACGUGGUAACCGGCGAACGCGAGCCCAUGGUGCCGUUCUGGCGCAUGCGCCUGCCGGCCACCCUGAUGUCGUUCAGCGUGGUCUGCCUGCUGGUGCUGCUGGCGCUGGCCACCGUGCUGGGCGUGGUGCUGUACCGCAUGUCGCUGCUGGGCGCGGCCAUACUGCGCCAGAACAACGCGCUCAUCACGUACAACCCGAUCAUGUUCACGACGGCGACGGCGGCCUGCAUCAACCUCGUGUUUAUAUGUAUUUUUAAUUACAUAUAUCAAUUCCUAGCUGAAUGGUUGACGGAAAAAGAGCUACUUCGCACGCAGACCGAAUUCGACGAUUCGCUAACGCUAAAGAUAUAUUUACUGCAAUUCGUCAACUAUUACGCGUCGAUAUUUUACAUAGCGUUCUUCAAAGGCAAGUUUGUGGGACGUCCCGGGGAUUAUAUACGGCUGUUUGGGCACAGGCAGGAGGAGUGCUCGCCCGGAGGUUGCUUUCUAGAACUUUCAAUCCAACUGGCGAUCAUAAUGGUCGGCAAGCAGUUCAUCAACACCAUAGUGGAGAUGAUGAUGCCGUAUCUGCUCAAAUGGUGGAACGUGAUACGCACUAUCGGCAGGAAGAAUAAGAUUAAAAGCCCGUUGCAGUGGGUAAAAGAUUUUAAACUGGUUGAUUUCGGCAAUAUGGGCCUCUUUCCGGAGUAUUUAGAAAUGGUGCUCCAGUACGGGUUCGUGACGAUCUUCGUGGCGGCGUUCCCGCUGGCGCCGCUGUUCGCGCUCAUCAACAACGUGCUGGAGAUGCGGCUGGACGCCGCCAAGUUCCUCUCGUGCUACCGCCGCCCCGUGCCGCAGCGCGUCAACGACAUCGGCGUCUGGUACCGGAUACUCGACUCCAUCGGGAAACUCAGCAUCAUCACUAAUGGCUUCAUAAUAGCGUUCACGUCGGACUUCAUACCGCGGCUGGUGUACCAGUUCACGACGGGCUCGCUGCGCCAGUACGUGAACCACACGCUGACCGACUUCAACGUGACCGUGCUGGAGCACCCGCCCAUCGGCUCCGAGUAUAGCGAGGCCAUGUGCAGUUACCCUGGCUAUUGGCACUACAAGGAGGGCGAUGAUUACGAACACUCCAACUGGUACUGGCAUGUGAUGGGAGCUAGAUUGGCGUUUGUUGUCGUUUUUGAAAACGUGGUGGCGCUAGUGAUGAUAGUGGUCCGCUGGGCGAUACCGGACAUGUCCGGCGAGCUGCGCGACCGGAUCCGGCGCGAGGCGUACGUCAUCAACAGCUUCAUCAUGGAGGAGACGCGCGCGCGGUCCGUCGCGUCGCGGACCCCGCGCGACGAGAGGGGCCGCGCGGGCGCCGGGGGCCCGGGGCCCGGCUACGUGGCCGGGGCCCCGGGGAUGGGCGGCGCGCAAGGUGACGUAGAAGACACGCACUGGAAUCACAUAGCGUCGCUGUCCGGGUCGGACUUUGACCUGGCCGCGCACGGCGAGCACCAGGACAUCCGGGACCUGGCGCGCCACGUCACGCACGUCACGCACGUCACGCACCCGCACACCGACGCCGCACAGCGCACGCACGUGUGACGCGCCGGCGGGCGCUCACGUGUGCCACGUGUUCCACGUGUCGCAUGAGCUGACGUGUCGACGUGUGGAAUGUGGUAAUUUUAGGUUGUGUUGACGCGUUUUGACACGUGUUGAAGUGAGUCGUGCCUGUUGAUACAUAGCCUAGCGAAUUGGCAUGUGCUGACGCGUGUUGAGAUGUGUUGGCGCGUUUUCAUAUGUCGUGAAAUGUUGUGAGUUGUCCUUGGUAGGGACUUAAGUUAUCAUAGCACACGGCUAAACAAUGUUAAAGAAAACCAUAUGCAAUUAUUGUGGGGUCUAAUUUUUAUUUUAUUUUUUUUUAUUCUGGGCAAGUGGUCUAUAUAAAGAUCAAUAAUUGUGAUUAAAAUGGAAUUCGCUUGCAGAUAUUUCAAUAUUUACGAAAAAGAAGAAACUGAGAUUUAGUUGUAAGUGUUAGUUAACCAUUCAUUAAUUGUUUUUGGGUUGCCAUGUGCCUACUUUGAAUAUAAUUCGAUUUUGAUUAAUCAUUGGAAGUAAAAGAGAAAAGAACAAAGUAAUAUAGUUUAAAUCGGUGUUCAGAAGCUUUUAAGUAAAGUAGGAAAUAGAAAAGACUACAGUUUACUAAGUGAGGGUAGUCAGUAAAAAGUUUAGAAAAUUUCUCGAAGUUUUGGAAAAGUGUGUGUAUAAUGUUAGGCGAUGUUUAGGGUUAUGAUUUUUAUGUAUAUGGAGUAGAAACUGAUGAUAUCUUAUUAAAUAACGACCAAAAUGUACUGAAUAUCAAAACAUGUUCCUCCGUCUCGAAGUGGAAUCUUAUUUCAAUGUACUUAAUACACAUAUCGUGUUUAUUGAGGCAUUACUAACAAUAAUAGUUAAUUAUUAGAAUAACCCUCAAGAGUCUGACGUCGAGAUAUUUUGCCAAAAUACGUUUUUACGUUUGUCUGAAUGUGUGAAAAAAGAAAAGCAAAUAUACGCGAUUAUAUUAUACGAUAUUAAAGAGGAGAUUUUCCUAUUGUUGUGGUAUAAUGUAAAGAAAAGUGUUAUAUAAACUGAUUUUUUUUUUUAAUUUUUCCUUAGUUGUCAUUAAAAAUAUAUGCGAUGGUAAUAAUGAAUCAUGGUAUUGUUUAAUUUAAUUGUAACGUGUAGACGCAAUUGGAUCUAAUUAUGUUUUACUUUUGGUUUAAUUUUUUUUAUUGAUGUGUUUUUAUUUAACUAAUCAAAUUGCGUUAAAACAAAAAAAAAAUGUACGUGUAUGCAAAAAAAAAUUGUGGUUAUUUUUGCCAAAAAUUAUCAUAUAUUUAUUCAUUAUUAUUGUUAUAAAUAAUUCGAAUCUCAUAUAGCUUUUAAAGUAUAAUCAGAAAUAUUAAAUGUAUUUUUUGUAAUUAUAUAAAUUAUUUAAUGUAUGCUCCUUAUUUCGCAUAGAGCAUUAACAAUAUAUCAAAUGUAAUUAUUGAUAAAUACAUAUUAUAUACACGAUGAACUAUUUAUAUAAAUAUGCACAAAAGAAGCUUGGAAAUGUAUAUUUUUUAAAUGUUUUUUAACUUGGUUUUGAGGCUUAAGCGUUUUAUUUCACGGUGCUCGUGCCACGUUCAUGUCAAUUUUAUAUGAGUUUUAUGUUUACUAGUCAUAAGUGAUCAGUGAAGUGAAAUAUAUCAAUAAUAGAGGUUUGAUUUAAUUUAACAAUGCCUUUCUGAAGUUGAUAAAUUAAUAUCUUUUUUAAUUUGGUUGAAAUAUAAGUUAAAGGUUUUAAAUUCAAAACCAAGAAGAUGGCGUCUUUUGCGCUUUAAGUUUCUGAAUCUUUACCUUAAGUUCGGUCAAAUAUAUGUAUAAAAGUCUAAAUAAAAUGUUGUUAUAAUAUUGAACAAUCGACUUCAAACUUUGGUCUGUAGUGUUAAAGAAUUGACCACAAAUCCGUGUAAAGACAAAGUUUUUACUAGAAUUGUGUUUUGUGUAGGGCAUCAUGCUCGUAAAAGACUCGGCUCUAUAUACGAGACAAUAAAACAUUGCCAUCCUAAGCCUGCAGAAUAAAAGUAUACAAUUUAUUUAAAAGCUCCAAUUACAAGUAAAACUAUUUAGUUGGCUGUGUUAUAAGAAAUUUAAAUUAAUUAAUUUAAGAUAAAUAAUAUUACAAUUUAUCAGCCAUAGGCAAAUAUGUUACGAAAUAAAUUUCGUGUAUAUGUUGGUAUCUAUGGUUUGCACAGAUUAUAUAUUGUUCGCUAACUGUUAGUGUUGCCAGUGGAUAGCUUUUGAUGUCCGUUAUUAACCGUUUAACUGGUAUUGUUGAUGUGUAUGUGAGAUGCUUUACAAUUUUUAUGAUCAAUAUAUGGAAAGUUUAAUGAUA
Molecule: messenger RNA, 5875 nt
Organism: Zerene cesonia (dogface butterfly)
Lineage: Eukaryota; Metazoa; Arthropoda; Insecta; Lepidoptera; Pieridae
Product: anoctamin-1-like
Exons: 21
Coding region: 337-3561 (1074 amino acids)
Biological process (GO): chloride transmembrane transport
Cellular component (GO): plasma membrane
Molecular function (GO): protein dimerization activity; chloride channel activity
Source: RefSeq, a predicted model, not a curated record